AGUCGCAUCCAGCGCUCCGUAUCGGUAGUGUCUUCAGUUCCGCGCCGGACUUCUACCUCUCCUAAUAAUGACAAUACUAACACCGAAUUUAGCAACAAUAUUACCGGUUAGUUCGUAGAUAUCAUUUCUAUUCAUAUUUUCGGGUGGACUUUUAGUCAUAAGAUCACAUAAAAUGGGCGAGCGAGAGAGGAUAGGAAAGAAUACCAUUAGGGUUGGUUUCUAUGAUAUCGAGAGGACUAUCGGGAAGGGAAAUUUCGCUGUUGUGAAACUUGCCAAGCACAGAAUUACAAAAACUGAGGUUGCAAUUAAGAUCAUCGAUAAGAGCCAACUAGAUGCCAGCAACUUGCAGAAAGUGUAUCGCGAAGUCGAUAUAAUGAAAAGAUUAGAUCAUCCUCAUAUUAUCAAGCUAUAUCAGGUGAUGGAAACCAAAAAUAUGAUAUAUUUGGUAUCAGAAUAUGCUAGCCAGGGAGAAAUUUUUGAUUACAUUGCCAGGUACGGUCGAAUGACUGAGGAUCAAUCUAGGAAUAAGUUCUGGCAGAUCCUGUCAGCUGUAGAAUACUGCCACAAUCGUAAUAUAGUACACAGAGAUUUAAAGGCUGAAAAUCUUCUUUUAGACUCCAAUAAUAAUAUAAAGAUAGCAGAUUUUGGAUUUUCUAAUUACUACACAAUAGGCGGCCAGUUGUCAACGUGGUGUGGGUCGCCCCCGUAUGCCGCCCCUGAAGUUUUCGAGGGCAAGAAGUACGUUGGACCAGAAAUUGACAUAUGGAGUUUAGGGGUAGUCCUAUACGUUUUAGUAUGCGGUGCUCUCCCGUUCGACGGUUGUUCACUACAAGCCCUUCGAGACAGGGUACUUUCCGGUAGAUUUAGGAUACCAUAUUUUAUGAGUUCAGACUGCGAAUCUCUCAUACGAAAAAUGUUAGUAUUAGAACCGAACAAAAGGUACAGCAUCCAACAGAUUAAGAAACAUCGGUGGAUGCAAAUGGGUGUACCUCCAAUUCUACCUCCUACCAUUAGCUUUUCUAAUUCUCAACCCAACGAACAAAUUCUGAGGCUGAUGCAAAGCUUAGGCAUUGAUGGAUCUAAGACAAGAGAGUCGAUUAGACUUGGCAGCUACGAUCACCAUGCAGCCAUCUACUACUUGUUGUUAGACAAGCUACGAAGCCAACUGGUAGGGGGUGACAAUCAGACGGGAGCCCGCGAAGCUCAAAGGCGAAGGCCGUCCAACGUUGCUGAGCAAGCGAUGAGGAAGAUUUGCAGAGCCAGUACCACCGAAGACUGCAGAAGGUUGUUACAGAACUCCAGCGGUACACCGACCGCGAGCAAUAGCAAAAUUUGCUCCAAAUCCAACAGGAGUUGUGAUUCUCCGCCCACGCAUGGUAUAGAUGCAGCUAAGUUGUUAGCAGCCACCAACAGUGAAGAUGCUUUGAAGAUAUUAAAUCAAGCUAGUACUAAAACAACGUUUUCUAUGUGUAGUGAGGCCACGAAACUGAUGUCUACUUUGCAGAUGUCCGCUAUACCCUCACCAUCUGUUGACAAUUCGGUUUUUAAGGAAUAUAGCCAUCAGGGACAUGCAUUGCCGUACUUACAGACUGGAAGCUGCCUGCCGUCGUUUGAUAUUCCGGAAACCAAGGGAUCCAUAGGGAGGUUUUCGUCAAAUUACAAAAGUGCAGAAAUUCAAACUCAAUACUCCAGCUCUACCGACGAAGGUGUCGAAACAGAUCUCGAAGACCACCCUCCGCGCCUAAGCUAUACCUCCUCAAAUUCUUCAAGUGGCGUCAUGACCAACUUCAACGCAUCCAAGAGUCUCAGCCAAAACUUAAGCUGUGAUAGCAACUUCGAAAGCCUAGAAUAUCCGCUGUCCGAAUCCAGUGAACUAGCUAGCAGUUUACCCAGUUGCACUUCCACCGAGAAGAAACCCGAGCCGGUAUUGAGUUCGGCCAGCGUCCUUUCAACUCACUAUUCGCUCACAUCGAGGCCGGUUUUUCACAAGCAUAAUCCCCUGUCGCAUAUGUCCAGCUUCAAGACAACAAGGGGAAUAACCAGAUCGCCAGUGGAUUUUCGAGAGGGUAGACGAGCUAGUGAUGGACUCGUCGCUCAACAAGUAGCAGACACUACUAGAGUGGUGGCUUUUAAUUCACAAAAGUUUACUGAAAAACGCAAGGCCAAAGGUGUGUUGGACAUGCACCUAGUUCAACGCGAGAAUCAAAGACUGCAACCCCAGUAUCCAGUACCAGUAAGAGAGACCCCCGAAGAUGUGUCGCCUAGACAGAAUCAAUAUUUGCAACCCAGACCCAACAAAAGGAUCAGUCUGCCAGACAAUUUUAACUACACAAACCCCGGUGUUGAGUCAGUGCAACUCCAAACAGCUAUGCAACACAGGUUGCUCCAACAAAAACGGCAAAUUCUCCAAAAACAGUGCGCUCUAUCCCACCAGUCAACGCCAGUGACGUCCCUAGAAACCACCCACUCGCUGUCUAGACGGCAAAUGCUGCGCCAAGCUAGUUACAAGAUAGCUCAGCAACAACCAGUCUUGCCUCCUCUCCCCUUGUCAGAAUCCGAAAGCAAAGAUCUAUUGGCUUUCCAGGCACUUGUUGAAGGCGCUGGAGAGUCUUGGAACGUUCCUAAUAACUGUCAACUUUCCGAACCAGUUUCACUGCCAACGCCGUCUUGGCAAGCAACGAGUGCUACUUGGAAUCAGGUAUCUCAACGUUUGUAGUGAGCCCUGUUUGUUUACUGUUUGGUUAAAAGGCGGAAAGAAAUAUUUAUUAUUGUCCUUAGUUAAUCAAGAAUCAAAGAUCAAAAUUAAUAUACAACCUCUAUCCUCUACAAUUCAUUUAGAUUCAAAGCAUGUUAAACCAUAACAAAUACAAUCCUUCAUUGCGUGAAUUUGAAAGUUAAUUAGUAACCAAACUAAUUGUUUUUGUACUUUUUUUUUAAUACUUUUGUUAAUAAUUGCCAUCAACAUUCAGACAUAUCACGGUUGUAGUUACUUAUCAGUCAGAGAAUAAUUAAGUUGUUCUAAAUAAAAUGAUAUGAAAGUUUUUAGUUUACGUAACCGUGUAUGGACAAUUAUAAUCGUAGAUUAUGCAAAACUAUCCUUUUAACUCAGUUACAUUUUGAUUACACUAUGCUAUGUGUGUAAAAUUUCUGCCACCAAAAGAAAAAAAAGUGUUCAAGAAAUAUUAAUUUUCAGUCUCAAUACAGGACAUUAUAUAAUUUGAAAGCAUGAAAUCUUACUUCUUCGAUUUCGAUGUAACGUAUUCCACAGCUGUAUCAUCAUCUAUGACGAAUUGGCUUAACAAUUAUAUUAUUUAUCGUUUUAAAAAGUUCGUGGUCCUUUGAGCCAGAUUUAAGUUUCAGCUAGAGAAUUAAUUAAAGCAGUGAAAAAUGACAUGUAUAUGAAUGUAAAUAUAAGAACAAUAAAUUAUUAGCGCUAAAGAGAGACUUACCUUUAGUUGUAAAUAAUAUCAGCACUAGCUGAGGAGAAAAGUCACGUGUCUCGUCGUCGUAGCAGGAAGUAAAGGAAUAAAGUUUACAAGACGUGGUUUGUAAUAAUUCUCUCGGUGAAGACUGUUGCCCAUUGCAACUGCUAGUUUAUAGAUUUCUGAUCUACAGUUUGUUCCUUUCGUUUUAUUUAUCUAGCUACUUCUAUUCGAAUAUCAGGUCCUACGAUCCACACCAUUCUUGGAUCCAAUGUAUGAGUGUUGGUCUCAGACAUCCACGUCAAGCGCAGAUGUGCGAAGCGUGGAAGGAUGGACGCUCAAUUUUUGGUUUACAAGCUUGCGGACAAUAUUGUUUUUGGCCGUCAGUUUGCCCUUUAGUUUCAAACAAUGUUGUUUGAAUGUCAGCGUAAGUCAUUCUCUGUUCAAGGGUUUUAUUACACCAUUGAAGGUUCAGUUUUCUGGAAGCGUCUCUAUUACGAAGGUGGAAGGAGCACACCUAUUGGCAUAAGAUAGUUUGAUUCGUAAUAUAUUGUCAGUAUGUUUAAGGCACCAGCUAGUUUUAUUCCAAGCACGUAUUCCCAUAUUUCUCAUGUCGUCAUCGAUGUUAUUAAAGAACCUUGUUUUGGGUCUUCUUCUUUUUCUCUGACCAAUGGGUCUAUCAAGGAGUGUUUUUCUAGAUGGGUCAUUCUGUUCCAUCCGCAUUACAAACUAUAUCCACCUUAGACGUCCUAUCUUAAUGUGUUUUACGAUAUCUGGUUCCUGGUAUAUUCUAUAUAGUUCGAAGUUGUAUCGUCUUCUUCUUUACCAUGCUUCUUCGUUUUCAAAGAUGUGAAUUUAUCAUGUUACACUUUUGUUCUCAUACUUAAUUUUUCUUUGUAUCUAUCAUUUUUCGUACUUUAACUUGGGUCUUCUUGUACACCAUCUAUCAGUGUCGUUUUUGGUAUUUAAAAUCUUCGAUGAUGUUGGACUCUUCUUAUGUAUUUCUUCUUCUACUUCUUCGUCCACCAAUAUGAAAAUCUUUAGUACUUGUCUUGAUAUUCGAGGGUUUCUGGGCCUGUCUUGUGCAAACACUUUAGUAUAUGAUACUACUGGUCUUUAUGCAUAUUAAACCCCAACGACUCUCAGUUUUUCUAAGGGGAAAAUUCACUCAUUCCAGAUAAUUAUAUACAAUCAACAGGAUUGAUCUGUAGGUGGAUUUUUUAUGCUAUAUCGAGCCCUUGGUAAUCUGAUGUGCUGGAGUAUUUUUCAAAACUUUGAUACGAAUCCAUACGUAGCAAGCAGUACUGCUUUUGUGUAGAUGGUUCUUCGGAAUGACACCAGAAUAAUCUUCACUCAGAAUCGUAGCUAUCGUUUGGGUAUUUUGCAUUCUUGAUAUAAAUAUAAGUAAAGAGGCCAUGGAGAAUGUUUUACUUUAUUAUUAAAUUGUAUAAUUUUUACCGUUUUGUUCAGUCUACCCUUAUCAAAUUCUCCCACCAGUCUUGUUCUAAGCUGUCUAGAUCUUAAGGCUAUUAGUCUCCAUUUUAUAUUUUAUUACUUCGAGAUCUUCGUUUUUAAUAAGUAAAUUAUUUCUGCUUUCUAAUAAGAUUUUAACGGUUUUUAUAGAGUUAACAGGGACACGAUUGUUUCUAUAUUAUGCUAUAAAAGGCAUAUGGCGCCUUUGUACGUAUGUGCAUUCCAUAAUCAAAAACACGGAUAAGUGACCUGCCUUUCUGUCUUCGAGUUUGUUUACGAUAAACUUUUAGACAUAAAGAUAGGACAUCCAUGAUUUCUCCAUGAGCAAAACGCAGCUCUUUCUUACAGCAAAAGGUUACAACUACUGCCGCUAGUGUAUUUUUGUAGAGCGAAUAGAAGAUUUCUUCUAGGAAUGCUAAAAUAAGGGAUACAUAUAAAAUAAAAAUGAAACAAAAUGAAAGCAAAAACGGAAUUAUAUGAACAUUUCUUUCUGCCAUAUACCUUUGAAUACUUUUAUUAGUGCUUAGUUUUAUAGGCAUUAGGAAUGCUUAAUGAAUAGAAUCGAAAGUGUUUGCUUCUCUUAUCACGUUGUAACACUACGUAGAUAGAAUGGAUACUAUGUAUGAAUAAAAAUAAAAUCAAUAUAAGGGUUUUUAAGAUUUUUAAAACAGUUACUUAUACUUAUUCUAGAUGUAACGGACGGUUAUUUAAAUUAAAAUACGUUUAUAUGGGACAGUCAUAAUUCCUUCUUGGAAGAAAAUAUAUUCUUCCAAGAAGAAACAUAUCAAGCAGCUUGGUCUCAAGAAACAAAUAUGAGCGAAAAGAUAAUCAUUUCGCAAUAUGUGUGUAAUAUAAGAUGCCAAGACCCAUGUUGCGAUACGCAACAAAUUUUCGAUAUUUUAUAUAUUUUUUUACAUACGAAUUAUAUUCUUCAAUAUAUAUCUAUUUGUUUUUUUUUUGUCAAAGAUAUUUAUUUCAUUCAUUAUAAAUAAAUGAUUUUUAACUUUGUAUAAUCAAUGAGUGUAGGAGUGAAAUAAAGAAGUCACACAUACACUUAUGAUUUAUAUCGUCAACAUUCAACUGUCAUCUGUCAAAAUAUGAGCUCAAUUUGAUUAUUAAUUAAACUACAGUCGUUACAUGAAAACAUGAAAAAAUUCCAGCAAAUCCUUUGGUUUAUCGUAAAUUGAAGUUCCUUAAGAUAGCAAAGUAAGUAAAGACAUCAGACGACAGUUUAUUUACAAUUUUUAAUGAACAGUUCUUAGUGAGAAAGCUAGUUUCAAAAUGGACUUACGUCGAUUGCUUAUAGUCAAUCGAAAGCAACAUCGUUCAUCAACAAAAGUACAAUAUAACAUUCAAAUUGUUUUCCACAAUUGUUUCAGCCCAGUAAACAUCAGUUUUGUGCGUAAAUAUGUAAAUAAAUGGAACGUGGAGCCGCCACUCGUCUACAAAGUAAAAUCGAGAAUCAGUUGAGUGGAUAUCAGAAGAAGAUAGCCGUCCAAGGCAACCAAAUACGCAAAUAUUAAACAGUAAGAUUUUGGGUUUCAUCUUUUGAAAUACGUAAAGUACUUUGUGCUUUUAUUACUUAAGGGAAUAAAUUGGUGUGUUUGAAGGAAGAAAUUUUAAAAACUAGACCACAAAUAAAGAAGAAAACGUUAUCCAAGUAAAAUUUGAUCUACUGUGCUGCAUCCUCUUCUACAUUUAUAUUUCCCUAUGUCUAAUCUUUAUCUAUUUUUGGGAUAUCUCAUCUUUGAUAUGCUAGAAAUAUUUCCUUGUAAUUGUAACACACUUUUGUCGCCGUUUUUGCUAAUUGAGCACAGUAUGACUUCAGUCCAUUCUUUCGGUAUGUGUCCUCGUUCCCAUAUUUCUAUCACCAACUUUUCCAAAUGCUUAAUUAGUAUUGCUCUUCCACAUUUGAACACAGCUGUUACUUCAUUCUUUCCUGGGUCCUUAUUUUUCUUUAGUUUCUCUAUUAAUUCUGUUAUUAUUUCUUUUUCAUUAGGCGGUCAUUCCUUUGUUCGUUCUUGAUCGGUAUUUUCCUUUAAUUUUUCUUGAUAUUAUGUUGUGGGUAUUUCAUUUAAAAACUCUUCUUUUUCUUUUAUAGUGUACAAGUUUUUUGGUAAAACUUUUUUUCAUUUUUUACCCCUUGAUAUAAGUUCCUAAUUUCUCUAUUUUUAAAGCUUUUUUCUAUGCAUUUUAAAUUUACCUUCAUUGUAUUUUCUAUUCUUUGAUUUUAUGAUUAUUUUGGCUCAUUUUCUUUAUUCGUUGUAGGUUCUCUCUAAGUCUGGUGUUUUUUCUUGUAUCAUUUUGAUGUAUCGUUUUCUCGCAUAAUUUUUUUUAAAGAUGAUAAAAGCACCUACAUUAAAUAACUUCCAAUUGGUUCCACACUCACUGUAUUCUUCAGAUCUAACAUGUUACUGGCUGUUUGCAUAUUCCAAAAAAAUGCUCCGGUGAUUGAGGUGUGGAUAAAAUGUUUAGUUAAUUGCGAAAACUGUUGUAUAUUUAACGACAAAAGACAAAUCCUUCUAAAAGAACUUAUCAGAAUUAUUUAACCCUGACAUAAAUAUCGAUUGUAGUGUCUUUCGGUAGAUGGUUUAUCUUCUUGAAUAGGGGAAUGGAGAUCAUUGGGAAAUGAUCUAACAUUUCAGUUAUAGUUGGGACGAAAAUAAAGGUUCAGAUUCCCACCAAACAAUUACUCUUUUUAAAUGAUUCCUUUUAUGUAAGUACUUAAAAUAAAAAGAUCUGUAGAAUAGCGUAGAAAAAGGUGGAAAUAUGUGGUCAGUUAGUAUUUGGAACAAAAAGAAGUAAGACAAUGGGAAAUAGUGGUACAGGACCGACAAACGCAAUAGUAAACGCGGUAGACACUCACAAAUAGUUGUUACGUCGUUGAUGAAGAUGAUCAUGAUGAUUGCUUAAAAUUAGAGUCCAAAUCUAUAGAACUUAUUAACUCAAAAACUUUAGAUAACUUUCACCGUUUAUUCCUAUUAGUUUUCCAUAACAAAUUGAAUAAUGCGUAAUUGUGAAAGUAACAGAACUAAUAUUUAUAUUAAAAUCUUGAAUAUGUUGCCUGUGUGAGUUCAUUUCUAAUACUUAAAAAGAAGUAGAAGUUAAAGAAAUAAGAGUUACACUCACAAUCAAUUUAUUCUACCACCAACGACCUGUUCCGCAUUCUAUAAUUUACUAUGCAUCUUCAGGUCAAUGGUACGGAGUUAACUACAUGCUGAAAAUAUAAUAACCCGUAUGAAGGUACUGUCUGGUACAUAAUAUACAGCAAUCAUGCCAAAUAUAUGUGUGUGUGAUUAUUAAAUAUGACUUUAAAUUGAAUAAAUAAAACUUACGUGGAAAACGAACUAAAAUUAAAUAAAUAAAUAUUACUUACAUGCCGAUAAGGAUUAUUUUUAAUUGUUUGAGAAGACAUAGUUAAAAAACUGUUAUGGUAAACUGGUAACAGAAAAUUGAUAUAUUAAAAACCAAUUAUAUUGAUUUUAUAUGUAUCCAUUAGAAGAUAGUAUAUCAGUAAGUAAACAAUAGACACAUUUAUACACCACAUUUACACCUAGCUCUUAUUUCCACUGGUAUUGUAUACUAAAACGUCUUGUUUGUUUUUACAUCUUUUAUAAACAUAUUGUAUACUUGUAGUUCAUCGUGUUCUAUUAGAACUUGAUUCUCUUUAGGUAAAAACCAAAAAAAUGUAUUUAAGUAUUAUCACUAGUCUUGUACAAUUUCUUUGUUUACAUCGAAAGUGUGUUAUUUUAUUUAUUUUUGCAGUUAUUAGUUUUAUGCGAUUGUUAUAUAAUUUUGGUUAAUAAAUAUUUCACUUUCUGCAUUUU
This is a messenger RNA of Diabrotica balteata, 8722 nucleotides long. The record is from the annotation of a GenBank genome assembly. Lineage: Eukaryota; Metazoa; Arthropoda; Insecta; Coleoptera; Chrysomelidae.